CGGGCGCGCCCGAGGGCCACUGGCCCGCCGCCGGCCUGCCGCGCCCGGAUGCAUCUGUUAGCAGAGUGGAGCAUCUGCCUGCGUCCCGUAUGUGCCACAAAGCGUGCCAUGGCCAGGGAGUGCCCCUCAAAGCUGCCCUCGCCUCCUGCAAAGCCAGACCUCGCCCGGCAAGCACACGGUGCCAAGCCCACAGCUCUCCAAGGAAGAUGGCCCAGCCUGGGGGUGCACCCUGAGCACCUGCCUCUGAUCCCUCGGCCAAGUAGCAGGGAACCGUUAGCAGCCUGAGGACCGGCCGGCUGGGAGCCUCGGGGACUGCCCAGCCCUGCUCCGGGCUCACCUGCAAGAUGUGGACAGCCCUCGUGCUCCUUUGGAUUUCCUCCUGGCCCUUAUCUGAAAGUCAGGUGGUGCCCCCGCAGCCCCGGCACUCAGUCCCCAACGAGACCCGGAAUAAUUCAGUGAAAACUUCAUCCGAGGAAAUGAUUACAAGAGUCUUUGAUAAAACGACUGAAAGAAUGACUUUGGUGACAUCGUCUCCCAUCACAUUGACCAGAGGGACUUGGGUAGGUGACCCCACCUCUGCCGUGGUCACAGCAGGGAGAACACACAGGACAGACACGGCCACUUCAGCAGCAAUGAGAAAGACCCCGGACGGAGCCUCCUCCAGGCCGCCCACGCCACCCGCCCCGGCGUCACAGACCCCGACCUCCAGUGACGCCCACAGCACACCCCACACUCGGGCUCCCGGCGGCAGCAUGUUGCCAAGCACAUCGCCAACUUCCACAACGCCCACACCGACCACGGGUGCUCAAACCACUGCUUCAGCCUUGGCAAGUGCAAGCACGCCUCCGAGCACAGAGAGGCCUGGGCACACACCCGGCCACUCCACAGCCAGCCCUGCACCCCCGAGUCCCCAAGCACUUAAUGUGUCCACACAAGGGCCCACUGUCCAGACGCCCACGGCCCAGACUGGGGCUGACCCAGGAGGUAGGCCUGCACCCACCCUCCCAAAUGCAACCCCAGAGCCCACCUCCCCUUCCUUGGCUUCUGGGUCCACGACAGCGGGGGCCACCACCAAGGCGCCCAAGCCAGCUGCCAGCACAGUGCCAGCACCUGCAUCUCACACCAGCCUGGCCCCCGAGGUAGAGGCCACGACCCCCACGACACGGCCAAGCCCUGCUGGAACCACGCCGGGGCCCAGGCAGCCGGGCACGACUCAGACCCCGGAGCAGGUUGAGCCAGAAACCACACCUGGUACUGCUUCCCUGGGGCUGACCCCCGGGAGCUCAGGGGACUCCAAGGUGUCAGCCACCGAUGUGGGCCCGCUCAGCACACAAGGCAGGUACCUGGUGGUCUCCACCGAGCCCCUGGCCCAGUCCUUGGUGAACAAAAGUUUUCUCCUGGCGGUGCUCUUGCUCGGGGUCACACUCUUCAUCACGGUCCUGGUUCUCUUCGCCCUGCAAGCCUACGAGAGCUACAGGAAGAAGGACUACACGCAGGUGGACUAUCUCAUCAACGGCAUGUACGCCGACUCGGAGAUGUGAGGCCGGGGCCGAGCCCUUCCCCUCCUUCCAUUUUGCCUCUGAGACCCAACCAAGUGCUUCCAGAUUCUUUUGGUGCAAUUUAGGAGACGUGCCAGAUGCUUAAACACAUUUAAUUGCUGUCAGAUUAAUUCCACGAUCCCUAAAGAGUUGCCGCUUUUUUCAUAUUUAUUUUUGUAACGAUCGUGUCGACGAGCAGGCAGGGAUUCCGCCGUGGAGUGGAGAGGGGGUGUGGGUCCUGACCUGAAUUAAAGCAAUGACUCUUUCUGCUCA
Messenger RNA from Vicugna pacos (alpaca), 1811 nucleotides. It is a transcript of the gene C10H11orf24, whose product is annotated as chromosome 10 C11orf24 homolog. The record is from RefSeq and is a predicted model, not a curated record. Gene Ontology annotation, cellular component: Golgi apparatus. Lineage: Eukaryota; Metazoa; Chordata; Mammalia; Artiodactyla; Camelidae.